AAGUCACUCCCGACUCGAGACUCGUCAGCUGAGGAGGAGGAAGCGAGGCUUAUUUUGGGGGAAAAUAGCUUGAAUUUACGCGUCAACUGGAACAACACUUGAUAAAGGAUUAGAAAUCUUCACAGCUGCAGUAAAGUUCUUGACCAACAGUGUUCACAGCAUCUGUUCAGGGGGCUUUACAGAAGAUCAGUUAUUGUUUAAAAUUCAAGAAAUCUUCCAUUCUCACAAAAUGCCUACAGCAGGUGCUAUGACCCUCAUGUUCAUUGGGGUUGUACUCUUUGCCAGCAUACUCUUCAUUACAUGCUUUAAACGUCAGGUUGGACGCAUUAAGGAACGCUCAAGACGUGAUCCUCACAUUCCAGGUUCUGAAGCGAAAAGAGCACUCAAACGGGAAAUAGAACGGAGGUUGGAGAGAGUAGCAGACAUUUACUACGAGCCAAAAUUACUGACGCUAGAAGUCAGCAACCAGACAAGUUCCGACUUACCCCCAUACUAUUUCCGCAUGAAAGCAGUAGAUAACAUGAAAUAUUUGGAACAAGAAUUGACAUCACUGGAAGGAGUUACUGUUCGUGGGCCAAGAGAGAGCAUCCGAGCCUUUCUGAUGAACUUAACCAACCCAGGAUGUGUACUGGCUUCAGUGGAACAACGGAUUAUUCAUGAACUCUGCGAUUACUAUGACCAUGCCCGUCAUCAUCCUAUGCAGUUCACUGCAGCUCACUUUACACCCUACCACAGUUUGCUGCUUAGAAUUUUGCACUGUGGGCGGAAUGGAGAAAAGUUUUCGGGUCGUAUCACAUCUACAGUCAAAGCACCAAGCGACCACGACUCUGCCAUUGAUGAACCAGAACACGACCAUAGUGGAGAUGACGAGAACUUGAUCAUCACAGACUCCAAUAUGGUUUUGCUACACAGGCCUUCAUCACUGAAAGUUCCAUCUGAAGACAACUUUGAAACAUCUGUGUGAUUUUGAAUGGACACUGCAGGAUGGAUAAUUAAAUUUUUAAUUACUCAUUUUACUUUAGUAUAGGCAAAUAUUAAAAAAAAAACUUUCAGAUGUACAGAAGUUAUUUAAGUGUGUGACUGAUAUGUAUAGAUAGUUUAACUGUGUUGCUUCAUUGGAGAACAAACUUUAUAUAAAG
This is a messenger RNA of Penaeus monodon (black tiger shrimp), 1139 nucleotides long. RefSeq lists its product as uncharacterized. The record is from RefSeq and is a predicted model, not a curated record. Bases 230 to 964 code for a protein of 244 amino acids. The transcript is spliced from 7 exons. NCBI's taxonomy places the organism in Eukaryota, Metazoa, Arthropoda, Malacostraca, Decapoda, Penaeidae.